Ectocarpus sp. CCAP 1310/34 is the source of this 1731-nucleotide messenger RNA. The record is from the annotation of a GenBank genome assembly. NCBI's taxonomy places the organism in Eukaryota, Phaeophyceae, Ectocarpales, Ectocarpaceae.
UCUGGGCCUGCAAGGCGUAGACGGGAGGAAGAGGGAGAGGAUGGCGAGUAGAGGGGUGCACAUACCCACGGUUAAUAUCUCGUCACUGCUGACCGCUAGUGGUGAAUCGUUCAGCGAGGAGGAUCGAGCGUCCACUUCGAACGCCUUGCUGCGAGCUUGUGAGACCCACGGGCUGUUCUUUGUCGUAGGCCACGGCAUCACGACGUCUCAGAGGCGCCUAGCGUUCGACAACGCCAGGCGAUUUUUUUCCCUUCCGGAAGCGGCGAAACGGAAAAUCCCCGCAAAGAAGGGCGGCUUCACGCGAGGCUACAUCGGAUUCGGCGGAGAGAGCGGUUCGCACCUUCGAGAGUGCAAGGAGGCUUUCAGCUACGGGUAUCCUUGGCCCAACGACCAGCCCCCAAACAACGCUCUCCAGGGCCCUAACAUAUGGCCCGACAGCGACUCCCUGGGGCAAGGCUGGCGAGAUAGCUUGUCGGCGCUCUUCAGGUUGAUGGUGUCGGUGAACGAGGCCGUUGCGAGGGGUCUCUCGCUCUCCCAAGACCUCGGCCUGCAGGACCUCCCGGCCCUUUGCCAGGGCGGGGACACCAUCAGCUUGUUGAGGCUCUUUCACUACUUCCCCUACAGCAACGACGCUGCCAGUAAUAGCAGCAGCAGCAGCAGCAGCGCCAGCGGGAGCGGCAGUUACAGCGGCAGCGGUACCGGAAACGGCAAUUGCAAGAACGACGAUGACGACGGCAGUGCCAUGGCCGUCGCAAGCACGGGCUUCAGCACCGGCAGCAGAAGCUCUGGCAACGACUGCACUGGCAACAGCGGCGGCAGCAGCGGCAGCCGAGGAGGAAGUGGUGCGGGAAACAUUGGAUCCAGCCCGCACACCGACUGGGGUUUGUCGACAACCAUUCUCCAGGACGGGGCUGGAGGCCUUCAGUUCCUGGAGCAAGCGACUCAAAGGUGGGUGGACGUCUCUUGCUCCCAGGAAGACGCGCUGGUGUUCAACUGUGGCGACUACCUUUCGCUUCUGAGCAACGGCCGCUUGAAGUCUCCGGUGCACCAGGUUGUGACGACCGGUGUCGAGCGGACAUCGUUCGUGUUCUUCUAUUACCCCAGCUUCGACGCCAAGCUACCCGUCGUCGCUCCACGCGACGCGAGUUCCAGCGCAGGAGCAACCCCAACAAACCCGGCAGCGGCGGCAGCCACGGAGAAGCAGGUCCCGCGCGAGCCGCGGGAGGCAUUCGGGCCGUACAACACCUUGCUGGACCUCCGCAAUAAGCAGCGGGAUGGCGACGCUGCAGCAGCAUCAGCCGUAGAUGAGGACGAUGCAUCCUUCGGGCAGUACCUCGCCAGAAAGUGGGGAGCUGUCUUCCGAGAAACAUAAGCUCUACAGAAGAAACAAACUCCAAAUUUUACCAUCAAUGGGUGGCUCAGCCUUGGAGUAUUUCGAGAGACGAGCGUCAGUAGAUCGCUGUGGGCCACGGCUGCAUCCCCUGUUGAAUAUAAUCUUCUCGACGAGAGGGGAGCAGAAACCCCAAUAUUGAAGACGUCAACCAUACAUCGGGGACUGAAUAAAACGAAACAAAUUCAACAAGGAACUUGCCAUCUAGUCUACAACAAGACACAGGGAAUCCUUCUCAGCAUGCCCACAACCUUCACCUCGGCAACGUUAUGUCCUCGGUUUCCCGUGGGACCGGGUGCGUGUCAGACUACCGUUGGCUGCGGAAGAUAUCACACCCCCUG